Colletotrichum godetiae is the source of this 1604-nucleotide messenger RNA. Its product is annotated as chromatin modification-related protein EAF7-domain-containing protein. The record is from RefSeq and is a predicted model, not a curated record. The transcript is spliced from 2 exons. Gene Ontology annotation, cellular component: nucleus; NuA4 histone acetyltransferase complex. Lineage: Eukaryota; Fungi; Ascomycota; Sordariomycetes; Glomerellales; Glomerellaceae. Gene Ontology annotation, biological process: regulation of transcription by RNA polymerase II. The coding region runs from base 284 to 1459 and encodes 391 amino acids.
GUUCGGCUCCUGGCGUCUGAAAAGCCUAAGACUCAAAAGGUACCUACCUACCCUGCUAUGUCGGCCACGCAGGAAAGUAUGUGGAACCAAUCGAGAGCUCUCACUGCCUCAACCCGCUCGAGCUCUCAGAUAAUACGGAAGCUUCUUUUUUCAACCUUUCCAGUGCCAGAGUAUUUGGUCGACAGCCCUGCCGCCUCCAUAUCAUCACCGAGCAUCACAUCUACACACGCCAAACCCCAAGGAACGCCAUCUCUGUUUAUUUACGCUGCUGGCCCUCGCUGCCAUGCCUCCCAAAAAGAAGAUGCGCAGCAGCGUUUCUGCUGUCGCAACGCCAACACCAGCCCGCGACGAUGAUGCCAUGGAUGUCGAUACCCCAGCUGCAGACACUCCUGUGGCGAGUGCGCCUCCGAUAAAGCCUUCUGCGGAUGAGUGGCCGAAUAAUCUGUGGACCGACGAUCAACUUUCAUCACUCUACAAAGGAGUCAUCCGGUGGAAACCAGCGGGCAUGCACAAACACUUCAGAAUGAUUGCUAUCAGCGAGCACUUGCGGAAUCACGGUAUUGAUCCCGACUUCUACACCCACACACGCAUACCCCAUAUCUGGACGAAGCUUCGUACCUUGUACGAUCUUAAGACGAUCGACCAGCGAGAAGACUUUUACGACGCCCAAGAAGAUGACAACUACGACGACCGAUUCAAAGAGUUCUCUCUUCCAUACGACGAGUUCGACGAUAUGAUGAUGGAGCGCCGCCUCGCCGAUGCCAGCGAACCUCCAACCUCACCACCCGAAUUCGAGCUCACGCCGCCACCGCCCUCUCCCGGUGGUAGCAACGCUGGCGGAAACACCAGACGGAGAAAGCGCGCUUCCACAAUUACGAAGACUCGCGCUAGCACCGUCGAAGAUACGGAAGACGCUGGCACAGACACUGCAUCGCCGCCUCCAAAAUCGGCGCGGGUGGCCAGGAGUCAAAAGAGGGCCGCUGGCAAGGCUAAAGCCGAGAAAGCUGAGAAGGUCGAAGAGCCAGAAAAGCCAAAGAAAUCCGGGAAGCCAGAAAAGGCAGAGAAACCCAAAAAGGGCGGCAAAGCUGGCAAGGCUGAAAAGGCCGACUCGACGAACUCGGAAGAUGACGAUGAUGACGACGACGAGAACUCGGGCGGGGAUGAGGACGGCUCGGACUCGAAUGAAGAAGAGCAAGAUGAUCGCAAUGAGGGCGAAGACGGUGAAGAUGGAGACGAAGGAGACGAGGAAGAGGAAGGUGAGGGGAGCAACUCUGGUGAUGGUAGCGGCUCUGGUGAUGCCGGCGACUCUGGUGGCUCUGGAGAUUCCGAUGAGGGAGACGAAGAGGAAGAAGAAAGCGCCGAGGACAGCGGGACACCGGUAUCGCGUUCAACAAGAGGGGCUGCUCGAGGUCGUGGCAGAGGCAGAGGCCGAAGUAGAGGACGGGGUCGGGGACGUUAGUAACGAGGCCGGGUGCGUUAGCAUGAGUCGACUGCUACUUGACCCACGAAAGCAAACAAUCUGGCGGCUGUCCAUCCAGGCCUAGUGGGAUAAAGAUACCCGUCGCGAUCUGCGACUUAAAGAAUGUUCCACUCGGCACGAGCGU